This is a messenger RNA of Orcinus orca (killer whale), 11778 nucleotides long. Its product is annotated as leucine-rich repeat transmembrane protein CCDC168. The record is from RefSeq and is a predicted model, not a curated record. Bases 1 to 11661 code for a protein of 3886 amino acids. Lineage: Eukaryota; Metazoa; Chordata; Mammalia; Artiodactyla; Delphinidae. The transcript has 4 exons.
AUGUCAAAGCAAUUUUAUUUCUUAAAAAAAGUGGGUGGAUUGGAAAAUAAUGCAUUUUUGACAUUAUGGGACCUCCUAGAGUCCUGGACUUCUCAAGAUAACUGGAUGGCAAUCUUAUUUAUAACUUUUCUGGGAAUUAUCUUUGAGAUCGUACUCAUAAAGAUUUGUACAGCCUUUCAGAAGAAGCCUGCACUUCCUUCAGAGAAGGAUAAUACAGAUGCCCACAAGAAAGAAGACAGUUGCCUUAAAAGCAUGAAAUUUGGUAACUGGUCAAUUCAUUCAUCUUCAGAAGAAAGAGUUGAUGACUUUUCAGAAAGAACAAUUACUUCAUCACUUACAUCUGAAGGAAAUGAAGGUAACUCUGGAGACAGAGUUUCACUGCCAGAUGAACCAACACGGGCAAGUACCAGUGAAAGUAAAUAUCGCAUAAGUCACUUUAGUGAAAAUCAUGAGCCAUCUUCAGAUGGUACUAGCUCGUCUUUGUCACUGUUUCAUUCAGAAGUACAGGAAAUUUUUCCAAGGUGCAGAGGGUGUCCUGAAAACGAACAUGAAACAAUACAGUUUUCAUCUAAGAAAUUAUCUUCCAUAAUGAAAGCCAACGAAAAUAAAAAUUUGAUGUUUUCUUCUGACUUUAACUUUUCAAGAAUUUCUAGAAUCAUUAUAGAAAGUGAAGAUAUAGAUGUGGCACCACACCCUCCUGCCCAUUUAUUUCUUUCUAGAGACCAAGUCAGACUUCUGGAAGAAAAUGUGAGAAAUAAAAUGCCUUUAACAUCCAAAGCUACUUUAGAGAGUAAAACUACCUAUCUGUACUCAAGGUCUCAAGAGCCCUUGAUUCAGAAUCAACAUUCUGUUAGAAUGGACAUUUCUGCCGAAGCACAAGAUUCUUUUCCGGGACAAAGUGCUCUUCCGAAUCAAGAUUUUUCUGAAGCCCAGUUUACUAGUCAAGCCCAACAACUUGUUAACAACCAGGAAUCAAUCAAUAGCCAGCCUGAUAUCAAGGCCAGAUACGUUGCUCUGCCUCAAGAUUUGAUGAGGAAACCACUUACCAGCAGCACACAAGGCUCCUUCCAGACCCAACAUAGGGACAGGAGCCAACAUUUGGUCCAAGUCCCACAUUCUGUUGAGACUCAAGAUUCAAUCAAGGACCUAGAGUCUGAUACAAAACACUCAGAAGAGGCCCAAUAUUCUGUUUGGUUUGAAGAUUCAAACGAGAUUCAAUAUUCAAUCCCAGGGCAAAAUAAUAUUUUUAAUAAUGCCAGACAUCUAGUUUUAACUCUAAGCCCAAAUUCAGUUGCUAAAGUGAUGCCACAACUAAAGAGUGUAAAGACAAAGGGCCAGAAACAAAUUGCUAGCUCAAAAUUAAAUCAGUAUCCUGCAUAUGGCUCAGUGCCUCUUUCACCUACCAUGACCAGGCAGAAAAACAGAAGAAAAACAUUACACAGUAAAAGUAAAUUUAGUCUCAAAGUUCCACCUCAAAAGUCAAAGAAAACAUCAACUUUGCCAGUAUUUCAAAUCACAGUAUGUCACACUUCAGAAUGUAGCAAGUUAAGACACAGGUAUAAAACUAAGAAGAAAGAGUUACAUCAAAGAAAAGGUGUAUCAGGUAUAGCGUUGUGUCGUACUUAUGCUUUCAAGCUUGUUCCUCCUUAUAUUAGGAAGUAUUCCAGGAAAAGACUAGUGAAAUUUAUGCCAGGUUUAACAGGAUGUAGACAUUUUCUGCUGAAGCAAAAUAAGUCACUGUAUGCAGAGAAAGUCAACUAUGCAGGGCCUGUUGAGAAAAGAGGAACCUCAGGGAGUACUAAAAACGAAAAGCAUCAUGGCAGAGACAAUAAAGAACUAAAAAACAUUUCACCAAAAAUUCCACCUCAGCUAGAAGAGUUUUUCAUGGUCAAUGCUUAUAAACAAAAAGCACCUUGUUCUUCAUUAAUAGAAACAAACUGGAAGAAUAAAGAGUCUCUUAAAGACCCAAUUUUACAAGCAAAGGAAAUCGAUAUUGCAGAGUUUUGUGCCCCAGAUAGUGAAAAAAUAUCUGACCUGCAUAUUGCAAAGCAUGAGACACCUUUAGAAGAAGCUAUAUCAGCACCUUUGCAGAAAUUUGAUUCCUCUCCCAAAAUGGAGUCAGACAGAAGAAAGAAAACCUGGGAGGACCUAAAAAGUACAGAGAAUUCACAUCUUCUACUUACAAAUGGAGAGAAGUUACCAACUAGUACAUCAGAAAUGCAAAGGUGCUUUCCAAAGGGAAAUACCCACGAAAAAGAUUUUCUUGAAAUUGUUCUGGAGUCUUCAGAUGUCAACUUGCUCAUUUCACUAGGAACCAAAAAGCAUAAAAGCAGUGAACAAUCAGCAGGUGGAGAAAUUCAAGAGAGUCCAGAAGGUGUAAUUGAGAAGGAAAAGAAACCAUUAAUAGUUAAUGUUACAGAAGAUGGUGACCUAAGUGAAAGUGAGGAACUUGAAUGCAACACUAGAAGCAGCAUAAAAAAUAGGCAAGAUGAAAGAAUAUCUGAUGCAUUUCACGAUGCCACUCACACUGCCCUUUCUGAACCACCUCAUAUGGAAACGCAGAGUGGAUUAAAAACCAAGACAGAUACAUCAAGAAUAGGGCUUAGUCAUUCAGCCGUAAAGCAAGACGAAUUACCAGAUGACAAGAAAACAUGGAGUGCAGAAUACAUUGAGAAGAGAUGUAUAUUUAAAAAACCACAGGAACAUGACAGAGAGGAAGAACAACAGGCUCUACAAGAAGCAGAUCCACAGCUAACACCAGGUUUCAGGUUGAGUCUACAACUAAAGCAGAAGCCCAAGUACGUCAAAUUUGAAAUAGGACAUAGCUGUUCAGAAAGUAGAACAACUCAAAAUGAAGAGCUAGAGGUACAACCACACACUCUUUCUACAGAAACAAUUGUGGGGACUGGUCCAUGCCCCACAAUGGAUCCAUUUCAAGUUGAGAAGGUGAAGCAAAGCACAGACAGACCUACAGCCAGGGAAACCGCAGAUCCAGUGCAUCCUCUUACAGUGUCAGAGAGCUUGCCAGUUUUAACUGAAACAACAGAACAUGGUGUUGCAUUGUGUGGAAGCCCCGGAAAGCCCCUGGAUGAUCAAAUUGCAGAAAAAAAGGAAGACUUAAAAAGAGUUUUACCUGAAGUUGCCCUGGGGUCUUUCCAUAGGCGUAUGCUUCCUUUAUCAAGUGUGAAAAGGUGGAGAAUCAGAAAAAAAUUACCAGAAACCAAAAAUGUACUCUGUCUCAACCGUGUAAUUAUGAAAGUAAAGACACCAAUACAUCAUAGAAGAAGAUUGAGAGGUGAUUUCAAAAUCAUGAUUAAACAAAUACUGCAAGAAACUGUGGCAGAUAUGCUUCUGAGUGUUCUUGACCCUCACGUGUCUAUUUUGCCUCAUAUUAGAACACACAGCAGAUUAAAUGCAGAGAAUCACAGUCAUACCAAGCUGAAACAAGAGAUAUCAGAAGUUGAAAGAGAAGAAAAGUGUUCAGAUACCAUUACUAAAGGAAGUGACUCUGGAGACACAUCAGAAGCAGCUAAAUUGCAAGAUGAAAUGAGUGGGGACAGAGAAGCUUCACCAGAAGCUGUCCUUGAGGAUUGCUGGAACCUCAGAUUGGAUGCAUAUCCAGAGAAAGAGCUUAAAACAAAGAAAGAAAUGCAACAACCAGUCACAUUUGCAGAAAUCAUGAUGGAGUCUGUUUACUCGGCCAUAACAGAUCCAUUUCAUGCUGAGAAUAUGAAGAAAAGCCUGACCACACAAACAGAUUUAAGAUGCACUGCACAUUCUGAGAUGCCUCCUCCAGCAUCAGAAAAAUCACUGAUUGGAGACCCUUUAACAACAAGAGAAAGUGAUGUCCCAGAUUAUGGAAGUGAUACAAGGGAAAUGGUUUAUUCUUUUACAGAAACAAAGGCAGAGUUACCCAAAGAUUUACCAGCAAUUUUCCCAGAGACUUUUAUUUGCCACAUGCCUGUUUUAUCUCAUUCUAAAGUGAAGAAAAAUAGAGUAAGAUUCUCACACUUAGAAAGUAGAGUGAAGUCCAAGUCUGUACACAUGAAGGCAUUGAAGCCAUCAAUUUCACAAAUAUGUAAUAUCACAGGUCAUAGAAAGGAACUGGAAUCUGACUUUAAGGCCAAGUUUGAAAAGAUCAACCAAGCUAAUGGGCUGGUUUAUGAAUUUCUAAACACCCUUUACUCUCCUGUGUACAGCAGGUUACAAGAAGAGACAAACAGCUUCUGCCAUGCUCAGGUAAAGCUCCAGGGACUAGCAGGUGAGGGGAGACCACAGUAUGUUGAUUUCUUUGAUAAGAGUAGUGCAUUCUAUGACAGAGAAGAAAAAGUACAAGAUGGAGAGGAAGAGGAGCAAAAAACGUUGCUAGUAACUGCUCCGCAACAUACCCAGUACCUCUGGAUCAAUGGGUAUCAAGGGAAAGAGACCCACCUUGCCGAACCAGACCCAGCACUGGACCGUUUAACACAGGAACAAGAUAUACAGCACCGAACAUGCUUUACACAAACUGCUUUGCAGACUGGCCUCCAGAUGGGUCCUCAAGAAGCUAAGGAACUCCAGAAGAUCAACAAACCAGAAGAUGACAUAACAGCCCCUACGGGUCUGGAGAUUCCAGCUCCUGAGGCAGGGAACUCAUCACUUGAUAAACUUUUGAACACUACAACAGAGUGUGGCCUACCAUCUAGUGGAAACCUUAAAAGGGAACUAGAUUCUUAUUUUGUGGGGAAAAAUUCAGAGUUACCAGAAAAUUUGCAAGUGACCUUCCCACAGUUUUCUGAUUCGGUUGACCCCUUUGUUUCUAAAUCUAAAAGGAAGAAAAACAUAUUAAAAUUAGCAAGGAAGCAAAAAACAGUGAGUCGUAGGUAUAGAACUAUGAGAGAACAAAAGCCAUCAAUUUUGCAUAUGCUUAAUGGCAGACAGAGCAAGGCACUGCAAUGCAAUUUAAAAAUAAAGAUGAAGAAUCCACAGCAAAAUAAAAAUAUAGCAGAUGCAUUUUUGGAUAUCAUUCACUUCAAGGUGCCUACUUUGCCCAACAUCAAAAUGAGUAUUGGAUUAAAUGUGGAGACAGAUAUGCAAAUGGUAACAAGACUUAGUCAUAUGCAGCUAGUGCAAGGGAAAUCGCCAAAUGGAAGAAAAAUAUGUUGCCCAGAUUCUAUCAAUAUGAGUAGUUUAUCUAACAGUGUGAAAGAUGGGGCGGAGAAGGCAUGGGAACAAGAUUUACCAGCUCCAGAGACUUGCCAAGGCCUCAUAUUCAAUAUAUAUCAGAAGAAGGAUCAUGACCUUGUCAAAUCAGAUGAGGAACUGAAACAACCAGGAAGUAUAAAUAUUCAGGUACAACCACAAACACAUUUUGCACAGACUAUUUUAAGCUCUGCUUCAUGCCCUACAUUGGAUCAGUUUCAACUUAGAAAGCUAGAGAGCUAUGCUAGGUUUUCACCUCCAAUGUCAGGAGAAGCAAAGAUUGAUGAACAAAUAGUUUCUGAAAGAGAAUGUGGUGUUCCAUCUGAUGCAAACCAUCAAAAGGAACAAGCUGAUGGUAUUGAAAAGAAAGAGACAGUGACUUUAGAUUUCUGCCUGGCUUCUUUAUCUAUAUCCAAAAGCAAGAGAAAUUUCAAACAAUAUUCAGACAUGAAAACCUUAAUGAAGCCCAAAUGUGGAAUUUUAAAAGCAAAGAAACCAUCAAUUUCAAACAUGCUCAAUAUCAAGGCUGGUGCUAGCCCAAAUCAUAGAAAAGAAUUGGGAUAUAACUUAACAACCAAAAUGAAAGAGGUGGGUCAAGGUGAAAAAAUGGCAGACGCCAGGUACUCCCUCACGUCUAUUAUACCUGCCGUUAAUAGGUAUAGCAAGAGAGAAAGGGAAAAAAACAUGUUAGGGGAAAAAAGACUCAGUUCUAAACAAGUAAAGCAAGAGAUAUCACCACAUGAAGGUAAUAUUACUCCAGGUGACACCAAAGAAACCAAUCUUCAAGAUGAAGAGGAAGAAGAAGGUGAACAGGAGAUGUUGUUAAAGAUAAUUCCACAGCACAGCCAGCAUUUCAUCUUCUGUUCAGGCCAGAGGAAGGAGCUUGACCUUCACAAAUGGGGAAACAAAGGACGUGGGAAAAUUCUGUUUGUUACAGAACAAGACAUCCCACGACAAACACAGCUUCCAGAUCCAACCCAGGCAGAGGAGCCAAAGAGAAGCCAGCAGACACUAAAUGGCACGGUGUGGUCAGCAAGUUCAACCCUUCCCUUUCUAAAGUCAAAGGAAUCACUAAUUCGUCGAGUUUUAAUUGAUACAAUGAAAUGUGAUGUCCCAAGUAAUGGGAGAUGUACGGGGGACCUGUACAAUCAUGGUAAAGAGGAAAAGGCAGAGUUUAAAGAAUAUGUACAAGCAACUGUCCUGGGGUCUUUGGAUGCCUCCACACCUGAUCUAUUUGAAUCUAAGAGGCAGAGAAAGACGCUUACAUGUAGAGCCUUAAAAAGUAAAAUGAGUCCCAAAUGUGUUAUUAUGAAGACAAGGAAGGCACCAAUUUCACAGAUAUUUAAUAUCCCUGGGAAUGGUUAUUUAAAAGCCCUACAUCCAAAAACCCUGAAAUCACAGACUGUUGACUUUUUAAUUCAGAUAAAAUACUCUGGGGUACUGGAAGAUCGUACUGCAGAGAGAAAGGAAGGAGUAGCCCAAGAAUUACCAGCAGCAAUUCCGCAGGUUUUGGAUUUAUCCACACUUGCUUUACCUGUGUCAAAAAGAAACAACUCAGAACUUACACACAAGAGAAAUAAAAUGAGUCCCAAAUGUGUAACUUUGAAGGCAAAGAAGACACCGAUUUCAAAGACAUUUAGCAUCACAAAAUGUGGUGCACCAAGCCAUGGUAGGCAAUUUGAAUGCAACUACAAAACCAUGAGGAAACAAGGUCAGUCUGUGGCAGCUGUCAUCCUGAAUGCCUUUUCCUCUCCCGUGGCCGUUUCACUGGACAUGAAAGUGCAUGACAGAAGCAAAGUAGAGACGGACAUGCCAUGGAAGAUGAGGUUCAGUCAUGAGCUACAACACCAAGGACAGUGGCCAGAUAGAGAAAGAGCCUCGUGUCCCUAUUCCAGGGGCGAGAAGGGCAGGGCCUCAAAUGUCAGGAAGGAAGUCAAAGACCUCGGUGGAGAAGCAGCGCCAUGGAAUUCCCAGCACCUCACUUUCCAUGCUCCUAACAUGAAGGAACCUCGCUUUGUGAAAUCAGAUCUAAAAUGUAAGUAUUCAGCAAGGGAAAAAAUCCCAGAAUCGCUUACCAUAGCUCAGGAGCUGCAGCAACACACACUUUUCACACAAAGUGUAUUGCAUCCUGUGUCUUCCUCUAUUUUGAAUUCACUUCCAUUUGAGAAGCUACCAAAAAGAACAAAAACGCAGAGUCCAAAGAUUUUAUCUCCAAUGACAGGGAAAUCACUUAGUGAAUCUUUAACUGUUAAAGCACCGACUGAUAUCCUAUCUGAAAGAGGCCCUACAAAGGAACUUGCUGGUUCUAUUCCAGAGGAAAAAAUAGGGUUACCAAAGGAUUUACGAGUGAGAACCCUGCAGUCUUUUGGUAUCUACAUGCCAGCGUCACCUAAAAUUAAAGGGUUGAGAAAUGCAGCACUAAUCCCUAAGUCUAGAACUGGGAAAGCCCAGAUGGCAUCCAUUUUAAAGACAACUAAUAUCACUAGGUCUGGUGCCCCCAGCCAUGGAAAGGAACAGGUCUACACCUUGGAUGACAUGGCCAAAGAAAUAUCUCAAAGUAUGUCAAAUAUAUUUAUGAAUACCUUUUUUUCACCUACACCUGUUUCACCUGCCAUCAAAACACACAAAAAACUGAAAGCAAAGAAAGGCCCAUUAAGAAAAAAAGUCAAUAUUAUACAGUUAAAACAAGAGGAAGGGAAAAGAGUGUGUAAAUAUACCUCUAAUAAAUGGAGCACCUCAAGCAGCACAUCAGAAUCAAGAUGGCAAAAUGAAAAAGAAAAAAUGGGCAAGGAAGUUUUACUCGAAGCAGGUCUACAAUUCCUGAAUAGGACCGGAAGUAGAAAAGAUCAAAAUAUGCUUAUUACAGAGCAAGAAGCAUGGCAACAAGCACUAGUUUUGGAAAAUAUGUUGGAGUCUGUUUGUUCUCCUCUGGUAAUUCCAUUUCAAACUGAAGAGCUGAAAAAGAAUAUCCUACCACAAACAGACAUACUGCAUAGAAUAAGUGAAAAGAGUUCACGUCUAAAAAGAGGGAAAGCAAUGUUUGAUGGUCUUUUAAUUGAUGAGGCAGUGUUUAGGACUACAUCUGAUCAGAGCUCCACAAAGAAGCUGGAUGUUCCCAGUGCAGCUUCCCAACAACUUGAAGAAGAAAUGGAAGACAUAAAAACUCAAAAAAUAACAAAAUACACAGUUGAUCAAAAUAUCCCACCUCCCAAGUCAGGGAUCUCAGUGCUUGGAGAUCCAUAUAAUGAAAGCUCUAGAAGGAAAGUGGGUGGUCGUAUUGCCAAGAAACAUAAAGAGUUGCCGAGAGAUUUACUAACAAUAUCCAUGAUGUCUGUUUUACCUGACUCUAAAAGGCAGAAAAAGGCAUUACAGUUUCCAGGAAGGAAAGAUCUUAUGGGUCCCAAAUGUAUAACAAUGAAGGCAAAGAAGCCUCUUUUUUCACAGGUGCUUAAUAUCACUGAGGAUGGUCAUCUGUACUGUAGAAAGGAACAGGAAGGCCAUUUAAAGUCUAUGAUAAAGGACAUGCAACCAAAUAGAAGUAUAGGUGAUGCGUUUUUAUCUCCCACACCUGUUUCAACUGAUAACAAAAUAGAUUUUGAAAUUGAUAGCACACCAAAAACAGGGACGGAUCGACCAAGAGUGAAAAUACACAACCAUACCUAUCCAGAGCUAGAGAAAUCAACAAGUGAUGGGGAAGCAUGGGAGGCCAAUUUGACUGAUACACAAAGCAGAUCCAGCAACACAGGUAAAAUGAAUGUGCCACAUAAAAAGGAAGAGGAAAAUAUCCCAGAAAUGUUAGCAGAAUCAGUUCUGCGCUAUAGUCAACACUUCCAUUUCAGUUCCCAUCAUAUGAAAAAUCUUGGCCCUUACAAACCAAAAUCUAAACUGAAUCGUUCAGAAGGCAGGAGGACUUGGAAUUUGUCUUGUGCCAUGCAAAAUAUGAGGCAAGAAGAACACGUUAGAGAAACUAUCUUAGAGGCUGUUUCUAGAAACGUGAUGAAUUUUAUUCGAGUACAAACAUUGAAGAAACGUCUUCGUACUCAAGGGGGAAUACAAUAUAUGGUAGGUCUAAAGACCCCAUUUCCAAAAGCUAGAAAGUCAGAGACUGGUUCCAUACAAUGUGAUGGUCUCUGGGAUGGAAAUCCGAGGAGGAUAUGGGAUCAUCCUAUUUCUAAGAAAAAGACAUGGAAUCAAAGUGACUUAGUAAGAACUGUCUUAAAGCCUUUAGAUUUCUCCAGCCUUGAUUCGUCUGAACCCAGAAGCCAGAGUUACACAUUAGAGGUUGCAGACAAGAAAAAUACAAUGAGUCCCAAGCAGGUAAUUGUGGAGGCAGAGAAACCAUCAAUUUUACAGGUGUUUAAUAGCACAAGUUGUCUUACAGGAAUCCAUAUUAAAAAACCCCACAAAGUUAAGUACAAGAUAAGAGAGAUGCAAUGGAAUGAAAGUGUGAGAGAGAGAUUACUCCUCACCACUGAGGGAGCUAAGAUUCCAACGCCCAAGUUAGUGAUUGAUCAACUGUCAUUCGAUACAGCAGCGAGGGACACUCUGUAUAAUGACAGAACACGUCACAAAAAUCUGGGUGGUCUUAUCACAGAGAAAAAGGCAGAGUCGGAGGAAAACUUAGCCACAGCUCUCUUGGGGCCUUUAGAUUUGUUCACGCCUGUUUUAUCUGACUCUGAAAGCCAGAUAAACACAGUACAAGAGAAAAUCAUACUGAAUCCCAGAUGUUUAGCUCUGAAGAAAAAGGAGCCACUCAUUUCACAGAUACUUAAAGUCAAUAGGCAGUUUGCCACAAAGCAGAGGAAAAAACUUAGAUCCAAUUUAAAAACCAAAAUGAAAGAGAUUUGGCAAGGUAAAAAUGUGGCUGUUAUAUUUACAAAUGCCAUUUACUUCACAUUGGAUACCUCUGACAUUAAAAGGCAAAGCAGAUUCAAAACAGAGAUAGACAGAGUAUCAAGGUUUAGUCCUGUACAACCAACACACAUGGAGCUGCCAGUUGAAAGCCGAGUGAUUUUACAAUCAGUUAAUGCCACAGGUCAUGCUGCUUUAAGCAUUAAUAAGGAACAGGAACAGGAGGUGGGCAUACAGAGAGAGAAAACGGUGUUAAAUGCAGACCUAAAAUCUACAGAUGCUUCUACGUCUAUUCCACCGCACAUAAAAAUGGAGCAGUCACCUAGUACCUGGGGUAACUAUGAAGAAUCUUCUGAAAAGAGAACUGCCCUGAACAAAGCAAGAGUUACAGAGGAAGAAGAGUAUGAACAACAGGUUUUGUUUGGAACACCUCCACAAAAUACCCAGCCAUUUGAGUUUCUACAAACGAGACAGCAAGAACCAUGUGUCUCAGGAACCAUCCAGAAUUCUGCUUAUGCUUACAAUCCUAAAUAUCCUAAAAUCAUAAAACAUAAAGGUAAUGCAAAAGCAGCAGGUGUGACAAACACUACGCAUACUGAACAGGUAAAGUCGAAGGCAAAGAAACCACUUGUUUCCCUGAUGUAUAACACAACAGGGUAUGGAACCCAGAGCAACGAAAAGGAAAUGAGGUGUAACAUCAAGAAACAGAAGCCGGGGUUCCAGCAAGGUAACGCUGAGGUAGAGUUCGUUCUGAAAACUAUUUGUGACUCUGGGUCUAUUCCACCUCAAAUUCAAGCAUUGAUGGAAGCAGAAAGGGAGAAAGGCAAGGCACAAAGGCUGAUACACAUUCCUCCAGAGCCAAAGCUGGAGAAAGCACUAAAUAGAAGACAAAUAGCAUUUUCACAGUCCAUUGCUAAGAGUGCUAAAUCAAGAAAUAUUAAAACACUGAAACAAUAUAUUAGAGAGCAAGAAGAAAAGUACCAAAUUGCUUCACCAGACGUUCUCCCACAAUGUAAAUACCGAUUCGUGAUGAGCCAGCCACUGAAGAAAGAGCCUGACGAUGUCAAAUUCUCAGUAGAUUUGAAAAGAGAAGUAUAUCCUGAUCGACAUUCACAAAAGAGGGAAACCAACUGCACUACGUUUGACAUCUCAAGAAUUAGAUUACACACAAAACACAAAUUCCUUAUCACACCAGGAGUAAAGGAGGGAUAUGGAGACAUGACCCAACAUUCAUUUCCAACUCCACAGUGGAGAGAAGUAUCCAAGAAAACGGACAUUUCCUUAAGUUCAAAAGGAAAGAAUAUGUUUCUCCCAGAGUUGGAUGCUUCUCAACAGAAGACUUGCAAGGAGCAGAAACUGCUGAAACAAGGAAGUAUUUCAAGGACACACCUGGAGCAUACUUUGUAUCCCAUUAUGGAAACUCCUCAUUUGGAAAAUACAGUAAAGGUCUCUGAGGAAGGUACAUACAUUGACAGAAAAAAUAUUUCACAUCUAUUGGGAAGAGGAGGAUUAAGAGAAACAUAUCUUACAAGGUUCAAAAGGACAGACAUUUCUUUGUACAAAUGUAGAGGCCCAGCGAUAUAUGUCUGCAGUGCAGAAAGGAGAAGUGAAACCAGAUCACGCUCCUGAACAGAUUCUGGAUUCGUUAUCUUGCCCCAGUGAGGAGCCUCUUCAUGUCAAAGGGGCAAGAAAUGCAACAGGGAAAGAAAAUGUUAACACCCCUAUCGUUUCAAAUGUAAAUCCAUG